This is a messenger RNA of Anopheles nili, 1011 nucleotides long. RefSeq lists its product as uncharacterized. The record is from RefSeq and is a predicted model, not a curated record. Gene Ontology annotation, cellular component: nucleus; cytosol. The transcript is spliced from 4 exons. Gene Ontology annotation, biological process: chaperone-mediated protein complex assembly; protein folding. Gene Ontology annotation, molecular function: protein-folding chaperone binding; Hsp90 protein binding. The coding region runs from base 111 to 620 and encodes 169 amino acids. NCBI's taxonomy places the organism in Eukaryota, Metazoa, Arthropoda, Insecta, Diptera, Culicidae.
AAUUUGUCCGUCUCUCCACAAAAAUGUUCUAGCCUAGUAGCACGCUAGUUUGGUUUGAGUGGAAAUACUGUGCAGUUAGUCAGUGAAACUUUCGUCAACUGAGGCUGUUUAUGACAAAGAACGAAAAUAUGAGUUCCGAAGCAGCUGUACCACCGCCUGCCGUUUGGGCCCAGAGGAGCGAUGUCGUUUUCCUCACAUUAAAUGUCGAAUGUACUGAUCCGGAGUUCAAAUUCACUGACACUACUAUGUCAUUUUCGGGAGUUGGCAAACCGGAAGGACGGAAAUAUGCUUUAAAUUUUGAAUUCUACGAUAAAAUAAAUCCAGAAAAAGUUAGUGCGAAAAACAUAAAGCGCUGCAUCGAGUUUGUAAUUGCCAAAGCGGAGCCCGACGAAACGUACUGGCCUCGAUUGCUGAAGGAAAAGACCAAGGCGCAUUGGUUGAAGGUGGAUUUUAACAGAUGGGAAGACGAGGGUUCUAAGGAUGAGGAAGAGGAUGGAUCCAUGGACCUAGCAGAAAUGCUGAAGGGUAACCAGAACAGCAAUAAACUAUCCUUAGACGAUUUGGGUGAUGAGCCGGAAGAGGAUUCAGAUGACGAAUACUUUCCAGGCUUGGUUGAGUAAAGCGCCUACCCGUCGUGGCGGCAGCAGUCUGUUGUGCGUUCUCGAUGGGUUUCACGCGACAGUACGCGUGCCGAUUAGCGUUUUAAGCGUUUGUUUAAGCUCGCCAUCUCUUAAGCAGCAUCAUCAGUUAGUGCGUGUCCGUGGGUAGGAUCAUAUUCUGCCCCGGACAAAGACAGUAAUGGACGAAGAUAAGGAUCAAAAUGGCGCUUUUCCCCGCUGGGUGUGGUCAAAUAAAUCGAGGAAAAUAGCAGGAAAGCAAAAUUAAGGAAGAACACACGGUAACAGAAAGAAAGAAAGGAGAGUGUCCAUACAAUAAUACUAGAUUAUCCUUAAAACAACAAAACUCAUAUUAAAGUCACAAUACACAACCAAAUGGAGUUUUGGAAUGAAA